Molecule: messenger RNA, 309 nt
Organism: Penicillium diatomitis
Lineage: Eukaryota; Fungi; Ascomycota; Eurotiomycetes; Eurotiales; Aspergillaceae
Exons: 2
Coding region: 1-309 (102 amino acids)
Source: RefSeq, a predicted model, not a curated record
AUGUCGAAACCAACCUAUUCGGAUGCCGAAUGGCGGCGGUUGGUGAAAAUGCAGGAAGAGAUUGCCGAGGCACGCCGUCAAGCCUUGAUUGCGAGUCAAGAGGCCAUGGCCAAGGUCAUGCGUCUUGAGCGCCAUGAGGCCCUUCUUCGGAGCCGUGCCGGUGAUUUUAUUGCUCGUGAUUAUAAGGAAAUUGCUGAGCUGGAAGAGCUCGAGCGUCGCGAAAAGGAAGAGUUCGAGCGCCUCGAGCGAGAGCGCCUGGAAGAGCGCCCGUGCCGCGACCGGUGUUUCUCGAUCUGCUGGGGCAGCUAA